AUGAAUUAUCCAUUGACGUGGAUUAUUGCAUUUUUUCUUUUUGUUGUUUAUGGACAAAACUGUUAUUAUAACCAAAUUACAACAACAUGUACACACUCUUCAUAUUGUCGAUUGCUAAACAAUUUGUUAAUUGGACUAGAAAAUAACACAACAAAAUUUACGUUUACAAUGACCGAAAAUUCCAAUAUUAAUUGUUACAAUAUUGUACCAUAUAAUAAUAAUUAUCAAAUAAUAGCGCAUGGUUAUCCGAAAAUUGUGAUGGAACCAUAUUCCAGCUUUAUUGAUGUUAACGCAUUAAUUUUGACCGAAAAUAGUUUUCUUAAUAUGACAAACAGUUCUAUUUAUUUAAAAAAUAGCACUCACGUUUACUUAAAUGGAAGUGCUAGCGCAUUACUUAACGGAUGUUCUAACAUAACAACCAAUAGUUCCGAUUCAACAUCAACAAUAUUUUUAUCUGAAAAAUCUGUUAUUUAUUUUAAAAAUAAAUCUUCUUGUACAAAUUUUACUUCAAUAGAUAUGAAAAACUACACCACUCUACUGAUGGAAGAUAAUUCAAAUGUUGUGUUAUCGGGAAUGUUAUAUUUAAAGAAUUACUCAAAACUAACAAUGAAUGGAAAUUCAUACUUUCAAAUUAAUAGUGGAAUUACAGCAACUGGAAAUUCUUCUUUAACAUUUGAAAAUAAUUCGUUUCUUAACACUAGCCUACAAAGCAGUUUUUAUGACAAUGUCAAAAUUAUUUUAAAAGACAAUUCCAAUAUCCAAAUGGGUAGUGUUAGUAUUAAAACAGGAACUUUAAAUAUGUAUAAUAAUACAAGCAUAACAACAAGUGGUACUUCUAUAAUGAAUUGUUCCAUCUUAAAAUUGUAUGAUAAUAACACAUCUUUGUUUAUGACAGACAAUUCUAAAAUCAAUAUUUAUAUCUAUUGUUCUUUAAAUGGAAAUAUCAGUUUGACAAAUCAGGCAACAUUAACAGUGAAUAGAAACCUCUCUCUUGAAAACGAAGGAACAACUAUAAUGAAUGAUAACACAAAAAUCGAAGCUAACCAAUGUUCAUUAUCUUCCAAAAAUUUUGAAAUGAAUGGAAAUGCAACACUAUCUUGCCAGGACAAGUUAGAAAUAAACUCACUUUUUGUUCUGAAAGACAAUUCUAAUGGUUCAGUUAAAGGAGAUGUUAUAUUAUUUGAUAAUACUCAAAUAUAUAUAAUGGGACACUCGGCAAUAACAACAAAUGGAAACGUUGUGGUUAGUGGUCAGUCAUAUAUAUCUAAAACAUUAAAUAUGAACGAAAGAUCAAUUUUUAAAAUCAUUGGAACAUUUGUUACUGAUUACAACACGACUUUGAUAAUGCAAGGAAAUUCAAUGAUAAAUUCCACACAAAUUAUCACGUUUUAUGGUAAUUCAAGUGUAUUUCUUAAUGACAAUUGUACUUUAAAAACAUACGACUCAGUUUAUAUGAAUGGAAAUAGUUCUUUAGAAAUGAAUGGAACUGCAUUGCUUGAGACUCAAAAUGUUUUGUAUGUUACAGAUAACAGUACAUUAUUGAUGGAUCAAAACUCUAAAAUGUAUAUCGGUGGGUUUGUCAAAAUAUAUAAUGCGUUUGAAUAUCAACGGCCGACCGAUAUACGAAAGUAUUACAAAGGUGGUUUAAAAGUGUAUCAAGGCGCUUUUCUGACUGCUACAAAUGUGACUGUUAUAAAAGGAAACUUAUAUAUAUGUGGUAUCUCUAAUUACAAAGAAGAUAUCCCAAAAAUAGAAGUAGACAAUUUUGGUUGUGAAAAUGGUUUUAUAUUUUUUGGGCAAGACUCAUUAAUAAUAACUCAUACAAACGUCAACUUGUCUUUAUGCACUUUAGACGUUUCUUUUCGAACAAUUGGUGAUAUCCCACUUUUCAUCACACACAACUUCGAUCAAAGAAAUUUUACUAUUACAGCGACUAAUGAUUUUGAUUUAAUUUAUACCGACAAUGUUUAUUCAGGAAGUAUAAAUGGCGCGUCCAAAUUAUUAUUAAAUGGCAAAUUGACUCGAAUAGGAAGUUCAGAGAAAAUAUUUUGCCAUUUGAAUAAAGUCGAUUUAUCAACAAAAAGAUGGAGUUAUACGGAACCAUACUGUCCUCUUGGAAAUGAUGUUGAUUGGUACAUCACACCGUUGUAUAAUGUGACUUCACUGUUGAUUGAAAACACGACAAAAAGUGACACAAUGGUAUUGAAAAGACACCAAAAACAAACUGAGUUGUAUUCAGAUGAAAGCGCCACAAUUUUUGAUACACAAAUUUCAUUUUAUAAAACAGACAAUUUUGUUGUUGGUAUUUUAGCAAACAAAGUCACUGAAAUAUCAACAAUGAAUUUAUCAAAAAAUGUUUUAUUUAUUUCAGAAACAAAUUUAUAUCAUGAGGGAAUCACAUUUCGUGCCGGUUUAAACAAAAAUUACACAUUAACACCGAUAUUAUAUCCAAUUUGUGAAUACCCAUUAAUGUACAAUAAAACCAAUCAUUCAUGUUACACUUCAGUAGAGUGUAGUGAUACAAAUUGUAAGUAUUGUCCAUCAGAUACACGGUCUUGUGUUCAAUGUCAUUCUUCGUAUUCUUUAGAAAGCGGAAAGUGUGUUAAUAUAACAAAUUGUUUAUAUACAAAAGCAAAUCGGUGUCUGUUUUGUUCCAAGGGAUAUCAUUUACAAACAAAUGGUACGUGUAGUCUGAUAAACAACUGUGCUAUAAUUGAGUUUGAUGGAAAAUGCCAAUUGUGUAAUUACAACAAACAGUUGAUUAAUAUAAAUGGGGAUUGUAUUGAAAAAGAUUCCAACAUAUUAAAUUCAAGCGAACACACUAUUGUUUCGUGUAACAAAGGGUUUUACAUCAAUUCAAUGACGUGUAAAAAUUGUACAGACACAUACUCCAACUCCCUAUGGUGUGAAAAUGGAAGAACGACGAAGUGUCAAUCAACAAGUGAAAUGACACCAAAUGGAAAAUGUGAUAUUAAAAUAUGUGACAACAAGAAUGAGUCCAAUGUGAGAUGUUCAGUUGACAUACCAGACUGUCUGUAUACCACAAACAACAAGUGUAUUGAAUGCAAACAAAAUUAUUAUAUUUAUAAUAAUACGUGUCAAUUGUUGAAUGACUCACAUUGCUUGUUGUCAAACACAUUUGGAUGUACAUCUUGUGAAGACAAUUUUUAUCUCACUGACACUCAAAGUUGUGAACGUUGUGAUGAUAAUUGUUUGACUUGUAUUUCUAAUUCGAGAAAGUGUCUAAGUUGUGCAAAUGAUUAUUUUUUAGCUAAUUACAAAUGUGAAACAAAUGAUAACUUAAAAUUAAAAUGCGACUCAUUUUCAAAAAGCGGAGGGUGUGUUAUUUGUAAAAGGGGGUAUUACAGAGUUGUUCUUGACUGUUACGACUGUGAUGUUAAAUGUGAAACGUGUAAUAACAAUAUCACAUGUCUUUCUUGUAACACAACAAAUUAUAGAACUAAAAGUGGAGAUUGCCUUCCACAAUCGUCUAUAGUUGGAUGUGAUAAUGUAACAUCAAGCGGCUGUUCAAAAUGCUCAGAACACUAUUUUGAAAUCAAUGGAAACGAAUGUGACAAGUGUGAUGAGAAUUGUAAAGCGUGUGUUUCACAAACAACAUGUGUGACUUGUUCUUCUGAUAUGGUUUUAUCGUCAUAUGGUGAAUGUCUGAAUAUAUCUUCCAUUUCAAAAUGUCUUGAAAUUACAAAUUCACAAUGCACAAAAUGUGAAUUUUGGAAUUCACCUAAUUUUGAAAAGAAAUAUUGUGAAACAAAAGUGGUGUGGUGGGUCAUAUUGAUAUCAGUGCUAGUUAUUAUAGUCUUUCUCUUUUUCACAUUUGUUGCAAUAUUUUUGAUAACAAGAACAAUUUUGGCACAUUUUCAUCAAAAAGAAGUUGAAAAGACGACAACUAUAUUUGCAAUGAAAUUAUCAAAUGUUAAUUUCAUAUUACUUCGUGGGGGAAUAAGCGUUCAGAGUAAACAAAUCGAUUUUAAUUCAGACAUCGAAGAAAUGCCAGUUAAUGAAGAAACCAAACAGACUUUUUGUGUUGGAAAUUCAUCGAAAAAUGUUGUUAAAAUUCAAUUCACAAUUUCUUCAAAAAUCAACAAAUUAACAAUCAGAUUUGACCCAGAAAUUGUGGUGUUGAAAAGUGGGUUUGCUUGCGAAUUUUCAUUAUAUUUAACACCACAAUGUACUUGUCAUAUCACUGAUACUAUUCAAAUUGUUUCUAAAAAUAUUAAAACUAUAUUUUAA
Molecule: messenger RNA, 4251 nt
Organism: Entamoeba invadens IP1
Lineage: Eukaryota; Evosea; Mastigamoebida; Endamoebidae
Exons: 1
Coding region: 1-4251 (1416 amino acids)
Source: RefSeq, a predicted model, not a curated record